AUGGAGGUGGAGCCACAGGCCACGGGGCAGCAGGAGCCGCGAAACGGAGGGCAGCAGCAGCUGCAGAGCGGAGAGCAGCAAUGGCUGCAGGCUGGGGGGCAGCAGGAGCUGCAGACUGGGGGGCAGCAGGAGCUGCAGGUUGGGGAGCAGCAGGCGUUGGUGACGGAGAUGGAGGUGGAGUCACAUGCGGGGGGGCAGCAGGAGCUGCAGAGCAGAGGGCAGCAGCAGCUGCGCAUCGAAGGGCAGCGGACGCUGCCGAGUGGAGGGGAGCAUCCAAGGAAAGGGCAGCCGGAGGUGCCGGGAGAAGGGCAGCUGCCGGCGAGGGAGAAGCAAGUGGCAGACGUGGAAAUGGCCGAGCUAUCACAUGCCGUGGAAAUGCCACGAGAGGAGCAGCAAGAGCUGCAAACAGGAGGGCGGCGCGAGCUGCCGGCGCGCGGUCAGCGGGAGGUCGCGAAUUCGGAUGCUGUAAGCGAAGUGAGCAGAACCUGGGCACGGGGCCGAGGCGGGAGUCGACGUUCCUGCGAAUCGCAAGGGCGGAUUGGAAGCGGGGCUGCCGCACAACAGGCGGAGGGGCAGCCGGGGGCGCCCGGUGCACCCCAGGGAGAGCAGCAGGUAGGGGGGCAGUCGAGGGCGCCCGGUGCACCCCAGGGAGAGCAGCAGGCAGGGGGGCAGCUGAGGGUGCCCGGAGCACCCCAGAGAGAGCAGCACGCAGGAGGGCAGCUGAGGGUGCCCGGAGCACCCCAGGGAGAGCAGCAGCCAGGGAGGCAGCUGAGGGGAGAGCAGCAGGCAGGAGGGCAGCCGGGGGUGCCCGGAGCACCCCAGGGAGCGCAGCAGGCAGGGGGACAGCAAGAGCUGCCCGGAGGUCAACAGGCGUUGGCGGCAGAGAUGGAGGUGGAGCAGGGGGUUGGGGAGCAGCAGGAGCUGCAGGCUGGGGGGCAGCAGGAGCUGCAGGAGCUGGAGGUGGAGAUGGAGGAGCCGCAAGAGGAGGCGCGAGGGGAGCUGCCGCCCGGGCGGCACAGGCCAAGCCGAAGGGUCGCGGGCACGGCACCGAAGGGGGCGACGACAGGGAGGGCAGCGGGAUGGGGGCCAGCCGGGGGCGACCCAGGCACCCCAGGGAGAGCAGCAGCCAGGGGGGCAGCCGGGGGUGACCGGGGCACCCCAGAGAGCGAAGCAGCCAGGGGGGCCGCCGGGGUUGACCGGAGCACCCUGGGGAGCGCAGUAGCCAAGGGGGCAGCCGGGGGUGACCGGAGCACCCUGGGGAGCGCAGCAGCCAGGGGGGCAGCCGGGGGUGACCCGAGCACCCCAGGGAGAGCAGCAGGCAGGGGGGCAGCCGGGGGUGACCGGGCACCCCAGGGAGAGCAGCAGGCAGGGGGGCAGCUGGGGGCGGCAGGAGCACCCCAGGGAGAGCAGCAGGCAGGGGGGCAGCUGGGGGUGGCAGGAUCACCCCAGAGAGAGCAGCAGCUGGGGGUGACCCGAGCGCCCCAGGGAGAGCAGCAGCCAGGGGGGCAGCCGAGGGUGACUGGAGAACCCCAGGGUGCGCAGCAGUCAGGGGGGCAGCCGGGGGUGACCCGAGCACCUCGGGGAGCGCAGCAGCCAGGGGGGCAGCCGGGGGUGACCCGAGCACCCCAGGGAGAGCAGCAGGCAAGGGGGCCGCCUGGGGCGACCGGAGCACCCCAGAGAGAGCAACAGGCAGGGGGGCAGUCGGGGUUGACCGGAUCACCUCAGGGAGAGCAGCAGCCAGGGGGGCAGCCGAGGGUGACCGGAGCACCCCAGGGAGCGGAGCAGCCAGGGGGGCAGCCAGGGGUGACCGAGGCACCCCAGGGAGCGCAGCAGUCAGGGGGGCAACCGGGGGUGACCCAAGCACCCCAGGGAGAGAAGCAGGCAUGGGGGCAGCCGGCGGCGACCGGAGCAUCCCAGAGAGAGCAGCAGCAAGGGGGGCAGCCGGGGGCGAUCGGAGCACCCCAGGGAGAGCAGCAGCCAGGGGGGCAGCCGGGGGUGACCGGAGCACCCCAGGGAACGCAGCGGCUAGGUGGGCAGCCAGGUGUGACUGGUGGAUCCCAGGGAGAGCAGCGGCUAGGGGGGGAGCCGAUGUACGACCUGGAGCAGCAGUUGGUGGAGUGGAGCCGACUUUUGGAGUUAGAUACUCCCAUGGCGACUGCGGAGGAGCCAGAGGAAGACGGAGAGCCUCCCAGACCGCCUUCCCCAUGCCCCCGUUUUCCAUGUGACACGUGUUUUCACACGUUUGCUACGCGAGGGGCUACUGCGAACCACAUGAGGGAAUGCAGGGCAGCUGAGGCGGAGAGGCGCGCGCAGGCACUUGGCUCGAUCCCGUCCCUGGUGGAGACCGACACGCAGGAGAGACUGACGCCGCGGGACUUUGGGGACGAGGCGUGGGCCGGGGUUACGUCAUGGGAGUGGGAAGCAUUUUUCAGUGUGGAGGCGGUUGGAGGGAGGACACGUUUGAAGAGCCGACCGGGGGAUGAAGCCGCUACCCUCCUGCUCUUGGCGUUUCUGCGCCUCAUCCUAGCCGUGCCUCCCAAGCCAGGCAUAGGUCAGAAGGCGCUGAUAAUAGAGCGGCUGGGGGCGUUCUGGGAGGGGAGGUGGCGAGAGCUGUUCGACUCUGCCAUGGCAGCGGCGCGGCCAGCAGUUCGUCCACUCGCCUACACUUGCUCUGACCAGGACCAAGAUGCCAUCCGCCUGUCACGGUGCCGAGCUCAGUGUAAAGUGGGAGAGUGGAGUCGUGGAUUGGCUUGCCUUACAGCAGGAGGGUGGGCUCGAUCGUCUGAGGCCAUGGUGCAGUCGCUGCAAGAGAAGCACCCUGCUAGCACUAGCGAGGUACCAUAG
This is a messenger RNA of Closterium sp. NIES-65, 2844 nucleotides long. NCBI's taxonomy places the organism in Eukaryota, Viridiplantae, Streptophyta, Zygnematophyceae, Desmidiales, Closteriaceae. The record is from the annotation of a GenBank genome assembly.